AUGUCUUCUGUGUGGGUGGCGACGGACGUAUCUGCUUCUACUGGAUCAGCUGCAGGGAAAACGGGUGAUAGAGGUGGUCCAGGUCCUAAAGGUUCUUGUCCUUCUGCUGGUGAGGGAAAUGAAGUUACUUGUCCUUCUGAGAGUGCUGAUACUUCUUGUUCUCAUGAUUCCAAUGAUGGUGGUACUUGUACUCAAACCUCAGGGAAAGGGCAGAAACCAAACGUGCGCAGUGCUGCACCUGGUCCUGCUGGUGAAAGAGGUGAACAGGGUCCUCCUCCUCCUGCUACUGAUCCUCAUGAUCCCCAAGGCGAACGAAGUCUUCCGGGUCAAGUGUCUGUGGUAUCGAGUUCUUCUGGUCUAGAUCUAGGUGGUCAGGCGGCAGAGACGUUAAGAGAUCAGCAUACAGGAAAUGGUUUGAAUGACCGAACAUCUGUGGGAAGUGUCAGCAAAGGUAAGAAAGCUGACACAGACAAAAACGAGCAGGAACAAGAUGAACACUUAAGGAAUACUGCCAACGUAGAACAGCGUCCUCCCGCUGGAGAUAGCACAAAAGCGGAUACAUCUGUUUCCCAAACUGAUGCAAGCAGUAUUACACCAUCAAGAGGGGAAACUGCUGGUGGUUCGCACUCAGAAGACCCUUCAGCUCCCACACCCCAGAAUACAGGUAAUACUCCUUCUAACAGUUCAACUGUGGAUAAUGCUGUGAGUUCAGAUGCUGCAAAGGAUCUGAGUAACGCUGCCACUUCAUCUGCAGAGAGUGAAUCAACAAGGAACCAAAAUGGAGAAGGCGCAGGAGGUACAGAAUCAACCACCAACACCACCACCACCACAACAACAACACUUCCUCCUGAGCCUGCAAACAACAAGAAGGGUUAUGCAGACAGCAGCAGCAGUAUCAGCAGUUCUGUGUGGGUGCGUGUACCACUACUGAUUGUAGUUACACUGGCCUGUAUUCUUGUGUGCUGA
Trypanosoma theileri is the source of this 966-nucleotide messenger RNA. RefSeq lists its product as uncharacterized. The record is from RefSeq and is a predicted model, not a curated record. The coding region runs from base 1 to 966 and encodes 321 amino acids. The transcript has a single exon. Lineage: Eukaryota; Euglenozoa; Kinetoplastea; Trypanosomatida; Trypanosomatidae.